AUGAUAGUAAAUCUCUUCCAGCAUAGAAGUUCAGCUUGCCAAGCUAUCGGUGUUGAUACUGUGUACAUAUUCCAACUUCUGGAAAACUAUACAGAGGAUGUACGUACUAGCAGAGGAGGAGGAGGAUGGGGUACCGCUAACCAGAGGUACACUAAUGUUAUCCAGCCAUCUACCUUUAAGUCCAAUACGUGGGGUGGCAGCAGAGAUCAAGGAAGAGGAUUUUUUGGCUCCUCUGAUUUUGGAUCAUCAGGCGGCAGCAGCAGAAAUGCAGACUUUUCACAGAACAGAUUCUCUGCAUUGAUGAACAGUCAAAGUAUUGCUGAUGGCUAUAAAGAUGAAGACGAGAGACUUCUCGAGUGUGUAGUGAAAGACAUGGAAAUUUGGGAAUCUUCAGGUCAGUGGAUACUUUCAUCUUAUUCACCGAUGAAAGAAAAGCCGAAUGUCUCAGGCUUUACAGAUUUCUCGCCAGAAGAGUUGCGUCUGGAGUAUUAUAACUGCAGAGAAAACAAUAACAUUCAGAACUAUACAAAUUCUGUCCAACAGUUAGCGAAGCAAUGGAGAAAUCGGCUGCUUCAGUUGAAAACUUUAAAUGCAUCGACAAGAGCAGCUUUGCUCUCUGAAUUAAAGAACAUGGUCAAUCAACCAUUGCCUGCCUUUGGAUUUGGAGGACAGCAAACAUCAAGCUUUGGGUCAUCAAGCUUUCCUGUGAACAGCAGCAGUAACAGUGCUAGCAGUUUCUCCUUUAAAACAAGUUCCAGCCUUGUCAGUGCAUCAUCUGGAAACACCCCUGCUUUUGGGAGCUCUUCUGCUCAUUGUAAUCCUCCUGCAUUUGGUGUGACGUCCUCUCCUAGCAUAUCCCAUUCUGCUGGUUUUGGCAGCCUGGCUGCUCCAUCUGCAGCCUCCUUCUCAUUUAAAACUUCUGAAACAACUAGUGGUUUUGGAACUUCUGGGUUUUCAGGGUUUGGCAAUUCUUCUGCUGUGAACUCUUCAAGCACCACUCCGCUUACAGCUUUUGGAGCCUUUAAUGCAGCAGCAGCAGCUGCUCCCUCACAUUCAAGCAGUAUUUUAUUUGGACAGACUGCCAGUGCCUCUGGACAAAACAUCACAUCAGCAUCUUCUGCAGUCACAAACAAUACUACAUCAGAAAAGUUAUUUACACCAAAGAGCAAAUUAUCAGCUGAAGAGCUGAAACAAUUUGAAGCAAAAAAGUUUACAAUGGGGAAGAUUCCUCUUAAGCCACCACCAUUAGAACUUUUAAAUGUUUAGGACUUUUAAGUUUAUUCUGAAAUAACACAUUUUUGUAAUUUCUCCAAUACCUCAACUACACUAUUUUGUGGUUUGAGUAAUAAAAUGCUUCCGUUUGAGUUAA
Messenger RNA from Egretta garzetta (little egret), 1369 nucleotides. It is a transcript of the gene NUP42, whose product is annotated as nucleoporin 42. Bases 1 to 1266 code for a protein of 421 amino acids. The transcript is spliced from 7 exons. Gene Ontology annotation, cellular component: nuclear envelope. Gene Ontology annotation, molecular function: nuclear export signal receptor activity. Lineage: Eukaryota; Metazoa; Chordata; Aves; Pelecaniformes; Ardeidae. The record is from RefSeq and is a predicted model, not a curated record.